Messenger RNA from Lichtheimia ornata, 1395 nucleotides. RefSeq lists its product as uncharacterized. The coding region runs from base 1 to 1395 and encodes 464 amino acids. NCBI's taxonomy places the organism in Eukaryota, Fungi, Mucoromycota, Mucoromycetes, Mucorales, Lichtheimiaceae. The transcript has a single exon. The record is from RefSeq and is a predicted model, not a curated record. Gene Ontology annotation, molecular function: oxidoreductase activity, acting on the aldehyde or oxo group of donors, NAD or NADP as acceptor.
AUGUCUUUUCGUUUCCUCAAAGGGCUGGGCCCACACAUUCACAGCCAAUGGCACACCUCCUCAGCAACACGCACUCUCAUUAACCCACGCACAAGACAACCACUCUUGACAGUGCAUGACGCUACACGUGAACACGUUCAACAGGCUAUUUAUUCUGCAAGAAAUGCACAAUUGACAUGGCAACAAACAAGUGGAAGUGAACGCCGCGAUGCACUCCUUGGUAUUGCGAAUGCUGUUGAACGCCAUUGUGAAGAAAUGACCGAGCUUGAAAUGAUACAGACUGGCAAGGAGCGUGAGGAUGCUGCUGGCGAGGUUGGAGAUACGAUUGAAUGCCUACGUUUCUUUGCUGGACAUGCUGACAAGGCCUAUGGACAAACGUUGACCACGAAUGGAUUGCAUAUGAUGACGAAGCGUGAGCCUUGUGGUGUUGUUGGAUUGAUUACUUCAUUCAAUUAUCCAUUGAUGUUGGCUGCAUGGAAGUUGGCUCCUGCUCUUGCUGCUGGUAAUUGUGCCAUUUUGAAGCCUGCUCCUCAAACACCAUUGACAUCGCUUGCUCUAUCUCAGUUGGCUGCUCCUUAUUUACCGCCUGGUGUAUUAUCCGUUAUCCCUGGUGGCACCGAUGUGGGUCGUACGUUGCUUGCUGAUGGCCAUCUCGACAAGGCUAGCUUCACAGGAUCUACUCCAGCAGGCCAAGCUAUCAUGCGUGAUCUCAGCGACCAAUUAUGUCCUGUCAUUCUUGAAUGUGGUGGCAAAAAUGCAGCUAUUGUUCUUCCCGAUGCUGACAUUGACAAGGCUGCAAGUCAUAUCGCUCUUGGUGCAUUCUCAAAUGCUGGUCAAAAUUGCUGUGCCGUCUCACGUGUGCUGGUUCAUCGAUCGAUCCAUGAUGCUUUUCUGGAGGCUCUUCAACGGGAAUCUCAACAUGUCCAACUUGGUCCUUUGAUUGAUCAACAACAAUAUGAGCGUGUACGUCGUGCGAUUGAUACAAGUGAUAAAGCACCUUGGUGGAAACGCAAUGAUGAUGCCUUGAAUGAUGGAUUCUAUGUCCCGCCAACAAUCUUCACUCAAGUCCCAGACAAUGCUCCUCUCGCCACCGAGGAAAUUUUCGGCCCAGUAUUGACCGUACUCGAACCCUUUGAUGAUAUCACCUCGGCUAUUCAACGCGCCAAUGCUUCACCCUAUGGAUUGGCAGCUGGUGUCUUUGGACAUGAUCUCGUCGUCGCAAAUCGUGUUGCGUCAUCUUUACGUGUCGGCUAUGUAUGGAUCAACACUUACAACUACAUGCCUCCUUAUGCUCCCUUUGGUGGUCGUAAGCUAUCGGGUAUCGGCAAAGAUCUUGGACAAGCUGCACUUGAUGAAUUCACUUUUACCAAGAGCAUCGUUACUGGCAUUGAGUAG